Messenger RNA from Racocetra persica, 590 nucleotides. Lineage: Eukaryota; Fungi; Glomeromycota; Glomeromycetes; Diversisporales; Gigasporaceae. The record is from the annotation of a GenBank genome assembly.
GAAAAUGAAGGGGAUUGAAUUCCAAGUGGUACAGGAAAGACCUCCAGCACUGUGGGUUAUUCGAAAGCAAAAGCGUCUUAGUGAAUGGGAAGUUAACCUAGUCUCAACAUAUUAUAUCUUGAAUUAUAAUAUUUAUCAAGCACCAAGUUUAUAUUCAAUUAUCGGAAAUCGUGUCUUGACAAGCCUUUAUCAAUUACAUAUGGCCUUUAAUAAAGCGUAUCAGCAAGUCGAAUUUCACCCUGCAACCGGAUAUACAUGGAAAGUCGGAGAUUCUCAGUUGGGAACAUCAAGUAGUAAAAAGUCUCGAAUAGCCCAACAAGAUCCUGCUGAAUUAUUGGAAUUUCGUAAUGGAGUAGAGAGUGCAUUUAAAUCUACUACAAUUAAAAUGACACAACAAUUAAAUCAAGUUUUCGCGCAAUCCCAAGAGAAAAUACAAGAGCUGACAACUGGAAGUCAAAGUGAUAUAACUAUUUCCGAUGCAACUCCGGAUCAAUCACUCGCACAGCCUUCAAGCCCCAACCAAUCAAACGCGGAUAAUAUUGCUAAAAGACGUAAAAAGAGUGAAGAUAUUGGAAAAAAGAAAAAGAAGA